Cylicostephanus goldi is the source of this 1062-nucleotide messenger RNA. Lineage: Eukaryota; Metazoa; Nematoda; Chromadorea; Rhabditida; Strongylidae. The record is from the annotation of a GenBank genome assembly.
CCACCGGUGGGUCGUAUUGUCGUGAAUACUGUUGCCUCUCUAGAAGACGAACAUAAACGCUUGAAAAAACAACUUGAAGCUACCCAUGAAGAGCGGGUGCAGGCAAUUCUCAAUGAAAAGAAGAGAACGGCAACACAUGAUUAUCGUCAAGCACUUGCCAUGCAUGACAAAUCUGCAAACAAACAUCACGUAUUGAAGACACUCAAGGUACGGUUUCUCCAAGUCUGCAAUUUCAGACUUACAUCCGAUCCGAGGAGAAGGAUCGUAUUCACACCAUCAAUCGAUAUCGCCAUCUUCUACGUGUACAUCGACCUACGCAUCAAUGGCACAUUGGCCAUGCUUCGUGAUUUCCCAGACCUUGAAAGUCAGGUUCGCCCAAUUGCUGUCGCCUACUGGUCUGAUUUCCGACGAGAGAACACACCAGAGCUGUCCGAUGCUGCAAUUGAUGCUUUGAACUCGCUCGAUAGCGAUGCUAAGAACAAGAAAUUAGUGGACCUCUACAAGGUCAGAAAAACAGUUCCGGCGAAAUCAAAAGUUUUCCGUGCCAGCGCCGUGCUAGAUUCUCAUGAUUCUGAGGAAGAUGAUGAUGAAUACUAUGAGGACGAAGAUGAUGAGGAGGUCAAGAAGAAUCCUAUUGUGAAGAAGCCUAAGAUCAUCGAAAUCCAGCGAAAAGAGGAAGUAAAGAAGGCUGAGGCACCUAAAUUGGUUGAAAAGUCCGUUCAGACUGAUCCACUUCCAACACCUGACGAUUCUGACUCAGAUGAAAGCGAUGAGGAUGAGGAUUCUAUCAAGGAGCUUCGCGUAGAUAUCGAGCCAAUAAUUGAAGAGAAACCAGCAUAUUACCGCCAAGAAAAAUUAGUACAAAAUCAGGCUGUGUUCAUGGUCGGAGCUGUAGCAAUCGCAUCCCUGACCAUGUUAGUAGCAGCUAUUGUGCGACGUCGUCGAGCACAUCACGGGUUUAUCGAGGUCGACGUGUACACUCCGGAGGAGCGUCAUGUAGCUGGUAUGCAGGUGAACGGCUAUGAAAACCCGACAUACUCCUUCUUCGACAGCAAAGCAUAA